AUGGCGGCAGCAUCUACCGGUAGUGGAAUCGCCUUCAGGGGCUUCGACUGGACACCGCUUGCGCCCGUCGUCAAGUGGUUCAAGAUGGCUCGUGUACUGUUCCUUCUGGCUGCCCUGGCGCUUAUUCACACUGCCACAGCCCAGCAGAUGACAAUGGGCGAGGACCUUCUCUCAGCUGGUGUGAACUCCACUUUCCUAACCACCCAGAUGGUUAACUACACUGCAGAUAUUCCGCUCACGGCCUUCCUGGCCUAUGACAACAGCACCACUGCGCCCCGGCCCGCUGUCAUCAUUGUCCCUGACUGGGAUGGCAUUGGCGGGUACGAGAUGUGGAGGGCCAAGUUGCUGGCUAACCUGGGUUACGUAGCUAUGGUGGCCGAUGUGUACGGCUCCAACAUCUCGCAGGGCCCCGCUCUGCCCACCUCCGUGCGGUCCUCCCUCCUGAUGCCGCUCAUGUCGAACCCCGCCCUCUUCCGGAGCCGCAUGAUUGCUGCCAUCAACACGGUGAAGACGCUUCCGAUCACCAACACCAGCGCAAUCGCCGCCAUCGGCUACUGCUCCGGCGGAACCGGAAUCAUUGAGCUCUUGCGCGCUUACCCCAACGGCACCGAGGGUCUUCGCGGUGUGAUGGGCUUCCACGCCGGCCGGCUGAACACCACCGGGACCAAGGCCGUGCCCAAUAACCCCAUCAAGCUGUCGCUCCAGAGCGGUGCCAAGGACGCGUCCGUCUCCGGAAAGGCGGAGAUGGUCGCUGAGAUGGACGCGGCUAACGUCACGUGGGAGUUCACCGACUAUUCCAACACUCUGCACUCCUUCACCAACCCCGCCACCAACGCGAGCGGAAACUCCGCCUACAACGCUCAGGCGGACAUGCGCUCCUGGGCAUCCCUGCGCGUGUUCCUGAACGAGAUCUUUGGAUUCGUGCCUAUGUCCAAUAUUUACACAUACGCUAUGGGCAACUCGCUGCCAAGAUAAUUUGCCCGUAGUGCCGUCAGCUCGAUGGCCUGAGGGCUACUUUUCCCCAACUUUCGAGACGGUUGAUAAGCAGAGAAAAGGUUGAAAAUUAGUCAUGUUACAACAUGUUGGGAUAGGGGUGUGCGUAAGAACAUUUUUUGAGGUCGGCUGCCACCAGGCACCGCUGCGACGCACAUUGCUCGCAAACAUUCUUGAGAAACGGUCAUCUUCUGUGAAUAUCGACACUGAUGAGAACUUGAACACGUCCAAACGGAUCCGGAUGUCUCCUCAAGGUUCAGGCCGGAGUCAUGUCUUGACAUCAUUCAACGCGUAAGCCAUAAACUUAUACAAUAAAGCAAUGAGAACUCAGCUAACCAGAAAGCUUCCCCAAG
Messenger RNA from Klebsormidium nitens, 1346 nucleotides. The record is from the annotation of a GenBank genome assembly. Lineage: Eukaryota; Viridiplantae; Streptophyta; Klebsormidiophyceae; Klebsormidiales; Klebsormidiaceae.